This is a messenger RNA of Lepus europaeus (European hare), 1494 nucleotides long. RefSeq names its product synaptotagmin 15 (gene SYT15). Gene Ontology annotation, biological process: regulation of dopamine secretion; calcium-ion regulated exocytosis; regulation of calcium ion-dependent exocytosis. The record is from RefSeq and is a predicted model, not a curated record. Gene Ontology annotation, molecular function: clathrin binding; syntaxin binding; calcium-dependent phospholipid binding. NCBI's taxonomy places the organism in Eukaryota, Metazoa, Chordata, Mammalia, Lagomorpha, Leporidae.
AUGGUAAUCCCCAAUGGACACCCCAAUCAAGGUUGGCUCCGCGCCCCUCCUGGACCUCGGCCAGGGCGGGGCGUGGGCGGAUCUGUAGCCUCCGGGCGCUGGGUCCCUGCCCUCGCCUUCCACCGUGCAGGGCAGCAGCGCCCCCGCGGACCGCCGGGCGCGGCGCUCAGAGACCCGGCCCCGGGGCGGCGACCUGCGAGACGGAGCCGCGGCCGCAGCGCCCCGAUGGCGGAGCCGCUGACCCUGCUGAUUGGGGGGCUGGUUGGGGGGCUGCUGCUGCUGCUGCUGCUGCUGAUCUGGGCCAGCUGCCGUCUGUGGAGGCGGCUCUGCGCCACCCUCUCCUACGAGGAGCUGCUGGAGACGUCUGCCCAGGCCACUCCUGUGGCCGCCGCCAGCCAACAGGGGGACAGGCUCCCCCAGCCCCAUGCCAGGACCCAGGCGAGCAGGUCACCAGGUAUGCCAUUCGUGGUGCCCCCUUCCCUUGAAGGCCGAGACUGGAUGCCCCUGAACAGCAGAGAGAGGCUCCAGACCCCACGGAACCCCUGCCCGGCCUUGGAGCCCCUGCCCACCCCCUGCAGCCGUCCCCUUGGAAAGGCACAUGGACUGGGGGCCCUCAGCCCAGAGCUGUACAAGCUCCCAGAGGACAAGAGUGAGAGCGACUUCCCCACCGGCUGCCGGGGGCGGCUCUGGUUCUCUCUGGAAUACCAGCAGGAGGCCGAGAGGCUGCUGGUGCGCUUGAUCAAGGCUUGGCAGCUGCGAGCCCCCUCGGAGACCUGCAGGCCCCUGGUAAAGCUGCACUUGCUGCCGGACGAGCGGCGCUUCGUCCAGUCCAAGACCAGGUGCAAAUCUGCCGACCCACAGUUUGACGAGCACUUCGUGUUCCAGGUGUCCAGCAAGAGCAUCACCCAUAGGGUGCUCAGGUUCUCCGUGUACCACAUGGACAUCAAACACCAGCUCCUGAGCCAGGUGCUCUUCCCCCUGAAGAAUGAGACCCUGGCUGGCGACUGCCCACGCACCAUCUGGCGAGACCUGGAGGCCGAGGGCCUGGAGCCUCCCUCAGAGCUCGGCGACCUCCAGUUCUGCCUCAGCUACAACAACUCCCUGGGCCGCCUGACGGUGGUGGUGCUGCGUGCCAGGGGCCUGCAGCUCCGAGAGGACGGGGGCGUUAUGAGUGUGUUUGUCAAAGUGUCUCUGAUGAACCACAACAAAUUUGUCAAGUGCAAGAAGACUUCGGCUGUGCUGGGCUCUGCCAACCCGGUAUUCAACGAGACCUUCAGCUUCCAGGCCAGCGCUGCGGAACUGGACACCGCCAGCCUCAGCCUGACCGUGCUGCAGAGCGUUGGAGGAGCCGAGAGCCGUCCACUGGGCCGGGUCGUGGUAGGCCCCUACAUGUACACCCGCGGCAGAGAGCUGGGACACUGGGACGAGAUGCUCCGCCAGCCCAAGGCGCUGGUGAGGCGCUGGCACGCACUCUGCCGCCCCUUCCAGGCCUGA